Cornus florida is the source of this 2891-nucleotide messenger RNA. Its product is annotated as wall-associated receptor kinase-like 22. The record is from RefSeq and is a predicted model, not a curated record. Lineage: Eukaryota; Viridiplantae; Streptophyta; Magnoliopsida; Cornales; Cornaceae. Bases 534 to 2687 code for a protein of 717 amino acids. The transcript has 3 exons. Gene Ontology annotation, cellular component: plasma membrane. Gene Ontology annotation, biological process: protein phosphorylation; cell surface receptor signaling pathway. Gene Ontology annotation, molecular function: ATP binding; polysaccharide binding; protein serine/threonine kinase activity.
ACAAAAUAAUACUCACUAAUUAAAGAUCUAAUAAGUUCACAGACGGAUUAGAUAUGCCUCUAAAAAAAAAGGAUGAAUUAAAAAAAAAAAAAAAAUCACUAAUUGUUUCUGCGCCUCCCCUCUGUCUCACAUUCAUUGUACUCUCUCCGAUAAUACUCACUAACUAAUUAAAGAUCUAAUAAGUCUUCUUCUGCUGCUUUGUUGUGUGACUUUUCUUUUUAAUUUUUUCUAACCUAUUUGCUUAUCUAUAUAUAUUCUCCAAAAACACCCAUAUAAUAUGACGUAAAAGUAGAGAAUCUCCAUACUAGCUGUUCGUCUAACGUCUGGUUUGAUUGGUAGGAGUGACUAAAUGAAACUCCUCUUCCAUUGUGAGACUUUUCUCUACUUUUUGUUUGUUUAUUUAUUAUUAUUAUUAUUAUUAUUAUUAUUAUUUUUCUAAUAGAUUUGGAGAUGCAUGUAUUGUCCAAAAACACCAAUAUAAGAUAACAAGUACUUCUGAGAAUCUCACAAAAACUAGAGAGGGUAUUAAAAAAAUGGUGAUUGAGUUGUUGGUAUUAGGAUUAGUGUGGUUAACAGGAGGAGCAUCCUCAGCACCGCUAGCAAAGCGUGGUUGUCCAGACAAAUGCGGAAAUAUUACCAUUCCUUACCCAUUUGGGAUUGGAACGGGUUGCUAUGCCAACGACAGCUUUGCAAUAACUUGCGAUAACUCCUCCAAUCCACCCAAACCUUUCAUCAUUACCAACAAUCUCGAGGUGCGUUAUAUUUACCUAUUUGGCCUCGUUGGCAUCUAUCAUCCGGUGCUCGCUUAUGAUUGUCCAAAUGGGACUAUUGUUCAUCGACUUGCGAAUUUGUCCAGUCCUUUUUGGUUUUCUGAAGACUAUAAUGUUUUCACGGCCACAGGUUGUAACAACCUGGCCUUAAUGAUGAGCCAAGAUCAACAAAUUAUAGGUGGGUGCGCAUCACUUUGCGACAAUUCAAAUUCAACUGCUGGAGGAAGUUGCUAUGGAAUCAAAUGCUGCCAGACCACAAUCCCUCCAUCACUCAACUUCAUCAAUGCAUCUCUGAGCAACUUUGGUUCUAAGAAUACUACCAAUCUUUCAAAAGAUUGCAAGUAUGCGUUCAUUGGGCAUGAAGGUUGGUUCAAUCAUGUCUUGGAAGAUCCCUUUGAAAUACAAGAAAUGGAAGGCGUUCCUGCUGUGAUGUCUUGGGGCAUGCAAGGAGAAUGCAACGAAUUGGUGCCUUCUAGUAAUACAUUAUGCGGAGCUAAUUCUGUUUGCUACUCAACAGGAAAUAGUAACUUUACUUACACAUGCGAUUGUAAAUUUGGCUACGGGAACCCAUAUCUGCCAGAUGGAUGUCCAGCGGACAAGAAAAAAACUCGAAUGAUCAUCAUAGGUAUGAGUACGAGUUUUGGGUUCCUACUUCUACUUGUUGGUAUAUGGUGGUUGUAUAAAUUUGUGAAGAGGAGAAAGAAACUCAUGCUUAAACGAAAAUUCUUCAAACGAAAUGGGGGUUUGUUAUUGCAACAACAACUAUCUUCGAUCGAUCAAGGUAAUGUUGAGAAAAAUAAGUUAUUUACUUCAAAGGAGUUGGAAAAGGCCACUGACCGCUUUAAUGACAACCGGAUCCUUGGUCAAGGGGGGCAAGGUACUGUAUACAAAGGCAUGCUAAUUGAUGGUAGAAUUGUAGCAGUUAAAAAGUCCAAGAUAGUGGAUGAAGGCAACCUUGAACAAUUUAUCAAUGAGGUUGUUAUUUUAUCACAAAUUAACCAUAGGAAUGUGGUUAACUUGUAUGGGUGUUGUUUGGAGUCAGAAGUUCCCUUGUUGGUUUAUGAGUACAUCCCCAAUGGAACCCUUUACCAGUAUAUUCAUGAGCAAAAUGAAGAGUUUCCACUUACAUGGGAUAUUCGUGUUCGGAUUGCUACAGAAGUUUCAGGGGCUCUUGCCUAUCUGCAUUCAGCAGCCUCCAUACCCAUUUAUCAUCGAGAUAUCAAAUCCACAAACAUUUUGUUAGACGAGAAAUUCAGAGCGAAAGUGUCGGAUUUUGGGACUUCAAAAUCAAUUGCCAUCGAUCAAACUCAUAUGACUACAAUAGUGCAGGGGACUUUCGGAUACUUGGACCCGGAGUACUUCCAAUCAAGCCAGUUUACAGAAAAAAGUGAUGUUUAUAGCUUUGGAGUUGUUCUUGUUGAGUUGUUAACUGGACAACCACCAAUCUCAUCAACCAGAUCAGAAGAACGAAGCUUGGCAACAUAUUUCAUGGUGAUAAUGAAGGAGAACCGUUUAUUUGACAUUCUUGAUGCUCGAGUUUCCAAAGAGAUUGGGAAAGAAGACAUCAUUCGGGUCGCUAAUCUUGCAAAAAGAUGCUUGAACUUGAGUGGGAGAAAAAGGCCUACAAUGAAAGAAGUUGCAACUGAAUUGGAAGGGAUUAGAAUAUCACAUGAAGUAUGUACCGUUCAACAAAAUUAUGAAGAUGAUGAAUAUGCAGUACUUGAACUCACAGGACCUUGGGAUGUUGCUUCAACUUUGACAGGGUCUCAUUUGCAUAGGAGUGCAUCAUCAUCACGGGAUGUUGCUUCAGUAAUUGAACUCACAGGACCUCGGGAUGUUGCUUCAACUUUGACAGGGUCUCAUUUUCAUAGGAGUGCAUCGUCAUCACGGGAUGUCCAUCCUUUGUUAUUUAAGUAAUAUAUCGUGAUUGUUAAAAAUGUUUGUUUGCUAGGUUUUUUUUUUUUUUUUUUCCUUCAUAUUUUGCAUCUAUGUUGUUUGAAUAAAUAUUGUAUCAAUCAUCACCCUUGUAUUUCCUACUUAUGUUGUUUAAGAAAUCGUGAUAUGUUUGUUUAUAACAAAUUUUGAAUUUUAUAUAAUACUUUGAUUGGUUUUGUUGCCUAA